AGAAAUGAGGAACUGGGUUUUGAUUGCGGCCCUGGCCGUGAUCUGCCUGGCGACUGAGCAGGAGCUCAGUCACAAGGACAGAAUACGCGCGGUUUUGAGAUCAUGGAGUCCGGCAUCGCAGAAGCAGUUUUUCGAGCCAGUCAGAGAGCAAAAGUACAGGACUAUGGAAGAAAGGUUGGACACCCAUCAUAUUUCCAAAAGAUCCAUUGCUGAACCACACGUUUUGGCUGGAAUGGCUACUCGAGGAUGCAACAAGCCAGGGUACACCGGUGAAACUUGCCAAUAUCCCCUCUGUUCUGCUCGCAACCCGUACAUUCCGAACAACGACGGAUUUGAUGACAUUGCAAUUGAUGCUUACAAUCUGGCUAAUUGCUCUGAAUCAUACAUCGUCGUCGUUGACGAGACGAUGCGGAAUAUCAAAAUUGAAGUCGAGACGGCGUCAGCAUUGAACCCAACAUUCUAUCUUCAAGCUGAAAAUGGAGAUCUCAUAUUCCCAGACGAAUCCAUUCAACUUCCAACAAUGUUCACUGCAAAUUAUUUGCAUCUGCCUCCCGGACAAUAUAUGCUUGGACCACGAGCCGACACCAGCGAGCAGUUUUGUACAAUGAUGAUGUCAUCCCGCAGUAGCAUUCAUGUUUCCGGUGGAUUCACUUCAGGAGAUCAAGCCGAGCGUAGUGACUAUCCAAAUCUCAAGUUUACAUAUUUCGAUACUGAGUCGGUUGUUGCAAUUCAUGCUCAAGGUUUGGACUUUCCUGGUCAAAUCCAAGCAAUUGGAUUUACCGGUGCCGAGAACCACAUCUCAAGAUACAUUCCAAUGACAACCCGUUUCAACUGUACUUAUCCAUACAUCUUGGAGAGAUACACUUGCAGAAAAACCAGCAAUAACGAUGCUGGACACAAUCUCAUUCAAGUGGAGGGUGUGACUAACUCUGGCUACAAGUUCCGUCGUAUUGUUCCUUACCAAUGCGUCUUACCACCAGUAACAACUACUACCCCCGCUGUCCCGACAACACCUGCAGCACCGAUAACUUCUUGUCAAAACGGAGGGCAGUUGCUUACUGACUCUAAUGGAGUUGCAUAUUGUUAUUGCUUUGGACUUUACUCUGGAAGUACUUGCUCGCAAAUGCUCUGUGCUAACGGAGGUUUCUUGCCGACUCCAACCAGUGACCGUUGUCAAUGCCCAGAAGGAUUCAGUGGCUUCCAUUGCCAGAAUAUCUUGUGUACCGACAUGUCAGGCUUUGACUUCAACGCUGAAAACCCAACUCUCACCCUUGUCAUCCGAUCAAGAAGCCAGCUCUCUGCAGUUAUUGAACAAGCAACUGAGUCUGUUCAAAGUAUUGUUGAUCUUCUCGCUAGUGAACCUGGAUAUCUAUCAAAGUUCAUUGUUGUUCUUUUUGAUAACGGAAAGCUCUUGGUGAACAGACAAUAUGAUUCAUGGGACGCUGCAAUGGUCGAUCUUACAAAAGCUAUCCAUUCCGCUCCAAGCGAAGGAGGAUGUGAUGAUGUUGUCAUGUCUGCUGUUGCAUCUGCACUUUCUCUCUAUCCAACAAACAAAUCCCCGAUCUAUGUGAUUACGGACGCCACUCCAAAUGAUAGUGCUGAGAAGGAAACUGUGUUCCAUCUGGAAUCUUAUUGGAGAGCACCGAUCUACUUCAUUUACGUUCAACCAUCUCCAGCCGAUGGAUGUAACUCAUCUCCAGAUAACUCUGCAUAUAGAGAUAUGGUGGACAUGGCUGCUCGUUCAAGUGGUAACACUUUCUAUUUCAGCGACAGAAGCACUAUUUCGACCUUCUUCUACCGACACAUGCUUAACACCUUGUUCCGAUCCCAACUUGUUCUUUCCGGAGAUUACUCACACUGCUCCAGCCAGAAUCUGUACAAGUCAGCUGCCUUUGAUCUUAGCGUUGACUACGUUACAAUUGUAGCCACUGGAACAAAUUUGACUCUAGUUGUGACAAGCCCAACAGGACAGUAUCCAACUUUCAACACCGCCUUUUCUGAUGGUGUGAACUAUGUUUGGACGUAUAACUCGCCAGUUGCUGGUCAAUGGUUCUUCUCUAUCAGAUCACUUGAACCAGAAGCAGCUUGCACGUUUAAGGUUUAUCAGAAGAAGUUCAACUUUGGCGGACAAACUCAAUACAGCCCCGACUAUGAUAUUUUCUGGUCAUUCGCUUCUACUCUUACUUCGGCAGCAGGAGUUCUACGUCAGCCAGUUCUUGGAUUUGAUUCAUCUCCAGUUUUCCAUGUUACCAACUACCCUCAGUUCCUCUCAAUGGACCGUGUGCAUGCCAAUCUUCAGAUUUAUGCUAUUCGUGACGGAGUUCAAACCGAGGUUUACGGAUCAAGUGGAAUGUACAGAGAUGCCUGUGAAUUCAACUUCUACUUCCCACCAUUCACUUGCCGUGUUCCAGAAGAAGUUCUUUACUUCAAUUUCUUUGCUCGUGAUAAUAAUGACAUGGCUCUUCAACGUGCCGGAACUAUGUUCUGUGCUGCCGUUCAUCCUACCCCGCCACCAGAUCAUCAAUGCCAAAAUGGAGGAGUAAUGAACCCAUCGAACACCACUUGCUUCUGUACUCCGGAGUUCACAGGAACGUACUGUCAGAACAUUAUUUGUUACAAUGGAGGAACAGCUAGCGGAGAUCAUUGCGUCUGCCCACCUGGUUACGCUGGUGAGAGCUGUGAGAUGGCAAGAUGUAUUGAAACAGGACCAAAUCCUGAAUUCAUCCGUUAUGGAGUUGACAUGGUGUUUGCCGUUGAAAUCACUCAGAAUUCUAUUGCUUCACUUUCCAUGCUCAAUAUCAACUUCCAAGAAAUUCUCCGCGACGUUCUCAUGCAAAAUCGUGGAUGGAUUAGAAACUUUGUUCUGGUCGGUUUCAACUCUACAUGGGGAGGACCAAUUGCUGAAUCACCAGCUGAUAACCUCACUGCAAUCACCACUGCUCUUCGCACUCUUGCUUCUUCAGUUCCAGCCGAUACUGGAUGUACUGUCAAACUUUGGGAUGCUUUGAAUUAUGCCAUUUUCUCCAGACAAAUGGCACCGGGAUCUUUUGUAGAAAUCUUCCAAACCACUCCAGAAGAUGAUACUGAUACUCGUUCGCUUGGUCUUUUCUAUGAUAUGUCUAGAACAAUGGAACUGGUUCUUUACGGUUUCUUGACUUCAAAUCCACGUUUACAACCGGAAGGAUUUGUUUGCAACGCCACCGUCGAAAACUAUUAUACUCUUCUCGGAAUUGUCAGUGGAUCUACCGGAACUACUUAUAGCCUGCAAGCAAAUGAAAUUUCUAAUGCUGUCAGACUCAUUCCACUUCAGUUCUCUAACGGACAAGUCACAUUCAACGCAUUGGAUGAUUGUAGACACGACGAUGGACUUAUUACAUACUUCCCUGUUGACGCAUACACUCAAACAAUUCAAAUCCAAACAUUUGGUUAUGGAACAACUAUCCAAGUGUAUACUGGUGCUGGUGUUAUGGCAGAAGCUUUGGAACUUUUCUACGAUGACUUUACCGGUCAAAGCGUGUACGAAAUCAGAAAGGCUUGUGACGAAGGCUGGGAGCCAAUUGGACAAUACUGUAUCAAGUUUAUGGCAACUGUAGAAAACAUUCUUCCGAUGCCACAGGCUAAGGCUUUCUGUGCCUCAGCUGGUGGAUUCCUCGUGGAUGAUCUCACUGACGACAAGAAUGGCUUCUUGAAAUCAGUAGCUGCAAACACUCAAUUCUGGACCGGACUCUUCAAAAACAAUGAUGGACAAUUCUAUUGGGAUCGUGGAACAGGAAUCAACCCGGAUCUUCUCAAUCAACCAAUCACAUACUGGGCCGAUGGUGAACCAAGUGACGAUCCAACACGUCAAUGUGUAUACUUCAAUGGAAGAUCGGGCGAUGCUAACAAAGUCUGGACAACUGAUACUUGUGCAGAGCCAAGAGCAUUUGCUUGCCAAAAACAUAGAUACGAUGCCGAUCAUAGACCAAACGUUAUUGGAGACGAUGAUCUUCCUGCUGGAUGGUGGUAUGCUAAAGUAAAGUCCAAUCCUCCUUCCGGAUACCCUAACAUGUGCACCAUGAGCGUUCGCGUUCAGUCUAGCCUCCAGAUUGUGACUGGUUUCUCGACAAAAAUUGGAAACGAUUUCCCACUUCCUGAUCCAAUUCAGGAUUCUACAGAAAAUCGUCUUAUCAGUUACGUUCACUCAGUUGAUAACGAGAACCGUGUCCCAAUUCUCACUGAUGCUAUUCUGUGGGAUGCAUAUAAUGGAACGUUCUACAAUGGACUGAAAUAUCAAGUUCGUUUUGGAUGCCAAUUCGCUUGGGUGACUCAGGACUUCCCAUGUCCAAAUGGAGAUUCACAAGCAAAUGAGUUUGGAGUGCUUCAUGUCGGAGAAGAUGAGUUCGGAAACACCUUCCAACGUUUGACGUUUGGUCACUGUUCCCGUGCACAAAUCACUUGUGGAAACGGAGGAAUCAGGCAGAACGGUCAAUGUGUUUGCACCGACUACUGGACUGGAUCUCGUUGUACCGUCCCAAUUUGUGUUAAUGGUGGAACUAGAAACCCUGACGAAGCUACCUGCUCUUGUCCAGAUGGAUAUGAAGGACCAAAUUGUCAAUUUGAGGUUUGUCAACCCAACGUCCCACAAUUGUUCAGUAAUGAUAGAAAAUCAUUGCUCAUGGUCGUGGAAACAACAAGGCAAAACUCUGACACUGUCAAUCAGCUCAUUGCCAAUCUGAAGAACAUUGUUUCAGCGGUAACGAAUAAUAUGCCACUUUGGUUCACCAAUUUCGGACUUGUUACUUUUGAUACCACUGGAAGAACAUUUGAAAAAUUCGACUACACUUCCAUCGAUGAUCUUAUCACCGAUCUCACCACACAAUCUAACGCCAUUUCUACUGAUGGAGUUUGCAGUAUGCCAUAUCUCGGAGUUCUUGCGCAUCUUCUGGAACAUGAUGAUGUUAUUGCUAUGCCGAAUAGUGAAAUUUUCUUGGUCACUCCUGCUGGACCAAGUGACCUCGGAAACUAUGUUGAAACUAUGGAAGUUUUGUUUAACACUCAAGCACACUUGCACUAUGUCGUCUCCAAGACCGCAAACUGUGCAACAUUCGAUGGUGUCAAUAAUGUCAGAGACAUGACAUGGCUUGGAUACGGAUCAAGCGGAAACAUCUUGUUCACUGAUCCUGCAAACAUUGUCAACCUUUUCAAUUCUUAUCUUCCAACUCUGUACGGAGCUUCAGUUCUUCAAGAUCCUACCGGCAUCACGAACUACACCUGUUCCGAUGGAUCUCUUCCUUGGUUUGUGCCAGUUGAUAUCAACACAACAUUUAUCUACGUCACCACUUCUGCCGAGUUUGGUUCACUUUCUGUCAAGGAUCCUCUUGGAGCGGCUCACAGUGCUACCCCAGUUUACAACGUGAAUGAUCAAAAGAUCUACGCAAUUGAAGUAGACAGACUUGGAGGAAUCUGGACACUCCAACUUGUUCAGCCUCCAGGAUUGUGCCUUGCACAUGUCUAUUCAACUGGUGGAGCGAAGGUCUACACAAAGUUCUCGAUGCCAAACCCAAUCGGAGGAAAGCCUGAUCCACUUGGUUCACAUCAGGAUGGACGUUUCGUACAACCAACAGCUGGUUUUGACAAUGUCGCUGUUUUCCAUCUUGCUGGCAAUCCAUUCCACAGAGGACAAUUGCAGUAUGUAGAAAUCUUCGAUAUUGGAGCUAACUCAAUCACAAACAUUCUCCGAUCAGAGCUCUACGUUCGAGCAGGCUGCUCUUACGAGUACUACUCUGAUUUGUUCACUUGCAACGGCGACAUGAUUGCCGUCUAUGUUCAUGGAGUUGAUGAAGCAAACCAAAAGUUCAGAAGACAAGAAAUUGUCAUCUGCAAUGGACGUAGCCCAACAACCAACCAGCCAGCAACAGGAACAAUUGGCCCAAUCACCAUGCCAACUCAACAAACCGCGCUGACUCAAGGUCCAGUAACUCAGCAAACUCAAGUCCCAGGAACUCAACCAACUCAGGGACCAGUCGCCACGACCCAAAAUCCAUACACAUCCGCUCAGUUUGAUGUUGUAUUUAUGAUCGAUGGAUCACAAAGUGCACAAUCCAGCUUUGACUCGCUCACCAAAUUUGUUCAAACAUUCAUGGUUUCGUUCAAUGUUGGCCAGAGUGGAGCUCGUGUUGGAUUAAUUGUCGUCGGAGGUGAUAUCACAAACCCAAUUCCUCCUGCUGCCAAUCUGAACUCCCUCUCCUCUCAAGCAAUGUUGAACUCUAACUUGGCCCAACUCAGCGGUGGCUACACUGACUUUGAAGACGCCGGGCAAAUUCUUAACUACACUCUUCAAAUUGUGUCUUCUCCCGAUUUCAUGGCGGCGAACAAUGGUUACCGUAGUGGCAUUAGCAACCAUGUGUUGAUCUACCUUACUACAACUACUGCCUUCGACACCGAUCCAACUCCGGCAGCUCAGACAAUUCUCGCGCAGAAGCAAUACGGAAUCAUCACUAUUGGUUAUGGUGGCGCGACUGAUAACAACAAGUUGCAAACUAUUUCCGGAGGAAGUGCUUGCUCGUUUACAGCUCCAGAUUUUGCUAGUUUGAAUAACCAAAUUAAGACCAUUCAGCAACUUAUCCUCAAUGCCAACGCCAAUGGAGGUGUCUACUGUAUCAACAACUAAGGCAGUCGACCCGGAAAUCACUGAAAUAAUUUGAAUUUUAAUAAACUUAUCAUUAUUUAACAAUUUAUGUGUUGGACCGAAAAAUCAAAAUUACGAGAGAAAAAAUAUAAUACAAAAGUGAAAUGUGAUGGCAAUUCAAUAAACUUUACUAGUGGUU
This is a messenger RNA of Caenorhabditis elegans, 6806 nucleotides long. RefSeq names its product Protein irg-7 (gene irg-7). Gene Ontology annotation, cellular component: extracellular region. Lineage: Eukaryota; Metazoa; Nematoda; Chromadorea; Rhabditida; Rhabditidae. The record is from RefSeq and is marked reviewed. Bases 5 to 6649 code for a protein of 2214 amino acids. The transcript is spliced from 23 exons.